AUGUUCUCUCGCUCUAUCCUCGUCGCCUUCGUUGCCUCCGGCCUCGUCGCCGCCGCGCCUCAGGGCACUACUACUACUCCCAGCCCUACCUGCAACAGCGGUGCGCUCCAAUGCUGCGAAUCAGUCCAGCCGGCGUCGUCUUUGGGCUCGUCCGGCGACAGUGGUCUCCUUGACCUCAUCCCCAUCACCCUUCAAGGCCUCAACAUUCCCAUUGGCAUCACCUGCACGCCUAUCGACGUUAUAGGUGUUGGAGGUGACAGCUGCCAGCAGCAGACCGUGUGCUGCGAGAACAACACCUUCAGCGGUGUGGUUGCCCUCGGCUGCACUCCAAUCGGUGUUGGUCUUUAA
Molecule: messenger RNA, 348 nt
Organism: Peniophora sp. CBMAI 1063
Lineage: Eukaryota; Fungi; Basidiomycota; Agaricomycetes; Russulales; Peniophoraceae
Source: the annotation of a GenBank genome assembly